Lodderomyces jiufengensis is the source of this 2172-nucleotide messenger RNA. RefSeq names its product Gyp7p (gene GYP7). Gene Ontology annotation, molecular function: GTPase activator activity. Gene Ontology annotation, biological process: activation of GTPase activity. The transcript has a single exon. Lineage: Eukaryota; Fungi; Ascomycota; Pichiomycetes; Serinales; Debaryomycetaceae. The coding region runs from base 1 to 2172 and encodes 723 amino acids. The record is from RefSeq and is a predicted model, not a curated record.
AUGUCAUUAUCAGCUAAACGAAUAUUACAUCAGGGAGAAGUGGAAUUAUUAUUUGUUAAAUCAAAAGUUUAUUUACACCCGACACCAUCAAAAAAGGACAAUUUACCUGGUUUCUUAACGCUUUCUAGAACUUCAAAUUCAACAAAUUUAGAAAUCAUAUUAGCAUUUUCACCUGAAAAUACUUUAAGUAAAGAAGAAAUUGACACUUACAACAAAAUAGAUGUUGAAACAGUUGAUUUAAAUUUAGGAUCAUUAAAAUAUAAUAAGCAAGGUAAAGCUCCAAUAAGUAGAAUAGUUCCCAAACCAAGUGCAUCUAUUUUAAGUUCAUAUUCAUUUACAACUACAUUAUCAUAUAUUUAUAGUAUACAAUUUAGAAACCCAAGUCAUGGAUAUUGGUAUGGAAGUAUUAUAAUAAAUACUCAAGAUGGUGAAAAAUUACCAAUAAUGUUUUUCCAUGAUGAUGAAAGUUCAUCAACUUUAAAGAAUCAAAAAUUACAAAAUCAACAAUUUGAUCCUUUUGGUGAUGAUAAUAAUGGAGAAAUGUAUUGGGGAGCAAUUGAUUUUUUAAAAAUUUUAAAAACUUUAGUAAAUGUACAAAAAUCAUCACUUGAACCAACCGUUUAUUUAAUAAAUCCUGAAUCAGAUGAUUUAAGAAAUUUUGCACCUUUUAAAAAAAAACCAGAACCAAUUCCACAAGAUAAUUCAUUUAAAUUACCAGAUGUUAAUAAAUUAUUUGCUACUGCUAAAUGGAAAGUUUUAGAAACUGUUGCUACAUUUUCAGCUAAAACUAAAAAUCAAGUUAUGGAUUUAAUUGAAGAUAAUGCACCAGCUCCAAUAAAAGAAAUAAUGUAUCAACCGGAAGUUGCCAAGAUAGGGGAUGAAUUUGAUUCAGCAAGAAUAUAUUUAGCUAAAUGGGCUCAACAAGUUAAAGAAGAAGCAGAACUAAGUUCACAAAAAUAUAUGUUAGAUGAUGAUAUUUAUAAUAAAUUGAAUAAAGAAUUAGGUUCUGAAGAAUUAUUAACACAAGAAGAACUAAGUAGAACAUCAAGAAGGGAAGAAAUAAGUUUACAAGAAUGGGAAGGAUUUUUUGAUUAUUCUGGUAGAUUAUGUAUUACAGUUGAAGAAGUUAAAAGUAGAAUAUUUCAUGGAGGUUUAGCUCCUGAAGUUAGAAAAGAAGCUUGGUUAUUUUUAUUAAAUGUUUAUCCAUGGGAUUCAUCAACUGAAGAAAGAGAAGCUUUAAAAAAUUCAUAUGCUACAAGAUAUGAAGAAUUAAAAUUAAAAUGGGUAAAUGAUGAAGAUAAAAGAAAUACUGAAUUUUGGAAAGAUCAAAAAUUUCGAAUUGAAAAAGAUGUUCAAAGAACUGAUAGAUCAAUUGAAUUAUUUAAAAACGUUGAAGGUGAAGUAGAUGAAAGUGAUGAUCAAUUUGAUGUAUCUAAUAUUAGAAAUGAACAUUUGUUUAAGAUGAGAGAAAUUUUAUUAACAUUUAAUGAAUAUAAUACAAAUUUAGGUUAUGUUCAAGGUAUGACGGAUUUGUUAUCACCAUUAUAUGUUAUAUUCCAAGAUGAAACUUUAACUUUUUGGGCUUUCUCGAAUUUCAUGACAAGAAUGGAAAGAAAUUUUUUGAGAAGUCAACAAGGAAUGAAACAACAAAUGAUGGUGUUGAACAAAUUAUUACAAUUUACAUUACCCAACUUAUAUAAGCAUUUAGAAUUAUGUCAAUCAAAUGACUUGUUUUUCUUUUUUAGAAUGUUAUUAGUUUGGUACAAAAGGGAAUUGGAUUUCGAACAAGUAAAUAGAUUAUGGGAAAUAUUAUGGACUGAUUAUUAUUCAUCACAAUUUCAUUUAUUUUUUGCAUUAGCUAUAUUAAGUGAUAAUGAAAGAAUAGUAGUUCAAAAUUUAAAACAAUUUGAUGAAGUUUUAAAAUAUUUUAAUGAUUUAUCUGGUCAUUUAAAAUUAGAUCCAUUAUUAAUUAGAUCAGAAAUUUUAUUUUUAAAAUUUAAAAGAAUGUUAAAUAUAAUUGAUAGAGAUAAUAGUUUAAAAAAAUUAAAUUCUGAUCCUUAUGAAACUUCAAAUGUUUCUGAUGAAAUUGGUGAAGAUUUAAGAGAAUUGUUAAAAAGAGAUUUAAUUAUUGAAAAGGAAGUUGAAAGACCAGAAGGUGUUGGUGGAGGUUAA